AUGACCUUUCAACCCAGCAAGCAAGAGAAGAAAUCGUCGUGCUGGGCAGCUCUGUAGGGUUGACAGAAGAAGCGCUUUGGAGGACGGCCACGCUGUAACAUCAUAAAGCAGCCGCGUGAUCGGGGUGAGAGGGAAAUGCAGCUCUUUUAAAGUGUUGCCAAUACGUGCGAAGUUCCCACGCCCGCGUCCCGAAAGCACCUUUUGGAGGUGAAUCCGAAGCUCUGCCUAGCGCUAGAAAUCAUAAACUUUCUAAUACACAACCACUCACAACCUUCAUUCUUCGUGUUACUCCCCAGAGUUUAUAAAACGACAGACUGAAAUCCGCUUUGUAGUUCUAUUUCCUCUCAUUCAAUAUAUGUAGAUAGAUAAAUCUAGUUCGGGAAUAAAUGCUGCCUAAAAAAAAGUCUCCCGCGGGUUGACCCCUUUGGGGUUUGUUUUUUUUUUCUUCCCCCGAGGAUGCCUUUUCGUCCUUUCCAUUUCAUCCACAGCCCCGGGACGUCGCGUUGAUGUCCUAGGAAAAAGUCAACCAGCUCUUACUCCGCUGAGCUCGAAUUCUCACUUUCGCGAAACGGAAACGGACCAAGUUUGUUCUCUCCGAUACACCGUCGCAACGUCUUUUUCUUUUGACGUGUGAAGGGGCGUGGCCAUAUGAUGGCGCCGUGCAUGUGCAGCUGUUUGGAGUCGCGCUAGGGGCUUCAGGAAAAAAAAUGCUGAAGGAUCCAGUACUUAGCAAAUUAAGAAAAUGACUGCUACUGGUGAUCCUUGCCUUGAAGACAUUGAAGAUAUUGUGUCAGCACAAGAUCCAAAGCCAUUUGAUCGUCAAUUCAAUAGAAAAAGUAUUAUUCCUAAAGUGCGAAAACGCCAUUCACAAAAAAACGUGGAAGUGGAUGAUCAUCCCCCUAAAGACAGUGUUAUUCCUGGUAUACAGAAAAUUUGGAUACGUACAUGGGGAUGUUCCCAUAAUAGUUCAGAUGGCGAAUAUAUGGCUGGACAGCUAGCUGCUUACGGAUACAGUAUAACAGGAGAUAAACAUGAAUAGAUAA
This is a messenger RNA of Python bivittatus (Burmese python), 1043 nucleotides long. NCBI's taxonomy places the organism in Eukaryota, Metazoa, Chordata, Lepidosauria, Squamata, Pythonidae. The record is from RefSeq and is a predicted model, not a curated record.